Molecule: messenger RNA, 3925 nt
Organism: Tyto alba (common barn owl)
Lineage: Eukaryota; Metazoa; Chordata; Aves; Strigiformes; Tytonidae
Product: collagen alpha-1(I) chain-like
Exons: 11
Coding region: 341-3400 (1019 amino acids)
Biological process (GO): nervous system development
Source: RefSeq, a predicted model, not a curated record
CCCAGUGAAGGAGCCGCAGCCAGAGCAGCCCGGAGCGGGCGGGGGCCGUGGGGGCAGAGCCCUGGCCCGGCCUUACGGCUUUGCUGGAACCGGGGCGGGUGGAAGCGGGACCCGCCGGCGCCCAGCCGGGCUCCCGUCCCCGCAGGCACCGCACCGAAUUGGGCUCGGCGCCGGUCCCCCCCAGCCCUGGCUCUGCCCCCCACCACCCCGCCCCGGGGCUCCCGCACAAGCUGCCGGUGGGGCGGGCCCGGGCCGGGGGCUGCGGCUCCCCGGUGCCUCCGCCCCGCCGCAGAGGGGACGGGCGGGGGCUUCCUGCCGCCUCGGCAUUGCCGCCAGCGCCAUGGAGCGGCUCCGGUUCCCGUUCCCGCGGCUCCCGCGGCUCCUGGCCGCCGCAGUGAUCGUGGAGUGCUGCGCCCGGCUCUGCCCCGGUCUCGGCACCGGGACCGGCUCUGCCAUCCCCUGCGCCCGCCCGGGCGAGCGCUGCCGCACAGGUCUGGAGCGAGGAGCUGGCACGGGGCCCGCGCCGACGCCGGAGGCCGUGGGGCAGCCGCGGACAGGGGCUGAGCUGCCGCCCUUCCCUGGGACCCCCAACGGGACCGCUGAGCCCCCCAGCCCCCCGGGGAGCCCCCAGGCAGGCGGGGAGGGGACGGGGCCCACGGCGUGGGGUGGAACAGCCACCCAGCACCUGGGGCUGCUGCUCGCUGCUGGCAGCGAGGGGCCGUCCCCUCCCCCAGCCCUCGGGUCUCCCCCCGGGACUGACCCCGCAGGAAAUGUGACGGCGGGAGGUGCCACGACCCCGCAGGGGACCCCAUCGCAUUCGCCGUCCUCUGCAACGGUGCCCGGCUCUGCUGGAGGGCAGGGGGGGACCCCCAGCACCCCACCGGGAUGGAGCCCCACCGGGACAGGCCUUGCGCUGAGGCAGGGGGGCUCACACAGCCCCUCACCCCCAGAGCCGUGGGCUGGGGAGGGCCCAGGGGCCACUGUCUCACGGGGUGACAGCAGCACGGGGACUCACCUGAGCGUCUCGCUGGCCACGGACAGCCCUGUGCCGGGGAUGAUGGGGACGUCGCCCUUUGUGGGGGGGCUGCCAGGGCUGCCAAGCCCCGCGGGGACAGAGCAGGGGACCCGGCUGGGGCUGCCGGGGGAAGGACGAGGCUCUGAUUCCCACCCGGGGCACAGGACGGACAUUGCCUGGCAGGGUCCCCGCUCUGCCCCUCGCCCCUCCUCGCCCUCCCUGGGGACUGGUGGCCGUGGGGACCCCCCAGCCAGCACAGCCCAGCCAGCCACGGCGACAGGCCCAACCUCACUGCCUGCCGCAGGCAAGGGCUUGGGUUUACCUGUCCCCACUGCCACAGCCGGCACCCCAGGGGUGACAUCCCCCAGCCCGGGGGGAGCCCUGGGCCCGACCCCAGGGCUGUUGGGGCCACCCGACCCAGAGGGUGCCCCCGAGCACAGCCACGUCCCCCUGGACCAGACCUGGCAGCCCCCCACCUCGGCGGCCCCGGGCAGCACCGCUGUGGCACAGAGCGGGGGGGCACACGCCAGCCCAGGGCCCCCCCACGCCCCCACAGCCCCACAGCCUGCCCCAACCUCUGCAGUGCCCACGUCACCGACCCCACGGCCCUCCCCGGGGACCAGCUGGGGUGUCCCGGGGCUCAGCCCCACUCUGGGCACCCCCUUGACAGGGCCGUCCCCGCGGCACCAGCGGCCCCACACUGGUGUGGGGGACGGUCCUGCUGAGAGCCCCCAAAUCCUGGGGGGGACCCCGGUGGGGGUGGGUGAUGCCAGGCCCUGGGCAGCGACCACCCCGCCGAGCUGGCAGCUGGGCAGCCCGGCCCCUCCCUCAGCCCCUGGGCCCCCCCAGCACCUGGAUCCAUCCCAGGCUUCAUCUUCCCUGGGGCCGGCGGCUGCUCUCGGGGUCACCGGCACUGCUGUCACCGCCAGCACGGCACCGCUCGGUGCCAGGGGGACGGUCCCACCAGAGCCCGGUGCUGGGGUGUUUCAGGGGGCUGCAGCAGGGCUGACGUGGGGGCCCCCAACUCAUCUGCCCACCAUGGCACCAGCGCCCCCCCAGCAGCCCACCGAUCUCCCCGGGACCCUGGGCCAUCGUGGGGGCCCCGGGUCCCCCCCAGCUUCGGGGGACGCAGAACUGGUCCAGCCGCCGAGCAGCCCCGGAGGGUGGCCGGAUGCUGACACCCCCCAAGCGACACCGGCCCCCGCUGCGGCAGGCAGGGCCCCCCGGGUGUUCAUCGUGGAGGAUCAGCCACCCCUCCUGAGAGCAUCCCUCCUCCGCAUCCCCUGCGAGCUGGUGCUGGACAUGGGGUUCGUCCCUGCUCUGCAAGACCCCGGCUCCCACGAGCGCCGGGGGCUGCUGCACAGCUUCAACCGGACAGUUGUGCCCCUCUUCAUGUCGGUGCCGGGGUUCCUGAGGCUGGAGGUGACGGGGAUCAGGGAGGGCAGCGUGGUGCUGCAGUACGACGCGCUGUUCGCGGCCGAGCGGGUGCCUGCGCCAGGGCUGGGCGCGCUCCUCGACGCGGCGCUGGGCUCCGGCAGCGCCCGGCCCGGGCUGGCGGUGGGCACGGCCCCCGUCCUGCGACACGUGGCUCUGGAGCGGCCGCUGGACCCCUGCGCUCUGCUCUUCGCCUGCCGGGCCGGCUUCACCUGCGUGGCCGGGGCGGACGGGAACGCCACCUGCACCUCCCUCUGCCACCGCGACUACUGCAAGAACCACGGCAUCUGCACCCACCCCCGGGACCGCGGGCCCCUGUGCCAGUGCCCCGUCGGCAGCGAUUUCUGGUUCGUGGGGCUGCGCUGCGACUACCGGGUGACGCAGCAGAGCUUGCUGGGGGUGGCCGCGGGGGUCCUGCUCAGCAUCGUCCUCCUGGGCGCCGUCGUCGCCGCCGUCGCCAUUCGGCGGUUCAAGGCGCUGCUGCUGGAGGCCAGGGCCGAGCAGAGCCGCAGCAGCUACCGCCGGUUCUGCCGCCUGGACGACCUCUCGGCCCGGUACUGGUCCCGCUCCUGGUUGCCCUCGGCCAGCUCGCUGGACAACCCGGCCUUCAGCAACUCGGAGGAGCUGCUGCACCUGCGGAUCCUGGACAGCGGCUGCUGCGGCUGCCGGGGGGACGCGGCCGCCACCGCCAGCGCCAAGCAGCGCCCGCCCGCCCGGCCCAGCUCCCAUUACGCCUGGGACACCAGCUCCAGCACCAUGAACGACCCCAUGGUGGACUCGGGAAAAGCCAGCGAUAUCUCGGUGUCGAGCUGGCCGCUGGAGCCCGGGCAGUGGGGGCCCUUCCCCCUCCUCCACCAGCUCUCCAGGCAGCGCCCGCACCGAGCCCGGCGGCCUCGUUCGCACGGCGAGGGGCUGGAGCUGGGCAGCCUGGAGAGGAGCUGGACAGCCUGAAGAGCGCAGAAGUACAGGCCACAAGGUUCAGCUUUUAAAACCAACCACAUUUUAUUUCCACGUAACAAGCUCAGUGAAGGAAUUUCAAACACUUUGACAAUACAAUCAACGCAGGUGCGAUGUCAGUUCCACGCCAGGCAGAGGCCGGAACGAUUCUCUGCCAACGUUUUCACCACUGCUUCAGGACCAGACUUCAGGAGCCAGCUUUGGCUUGGGACAGCGUAUUUCAUAGUAAGUAGUUACAGAGAAGUGUCUAGCAACACACAAUGCUGGCAUCCAACAGAGUUAAUGACUUACAUCCGGCAAUUUGAAAAUAAAGUCUAACAGAUUUUUUGAAGUCACAUCAUACUAUGUACAUAUAUGGUCUGCCCUAUAGCCAUUUCAGAACAAGCUAAGCCACUGUGAAAAGUGAGAUACAAAUUAAGCGCUGCUGCAUUGUUCGUCAUGAUUAAUGUAAAUGAGGUAUAAAUUUAAACACCAGUACGUUUUAAGCAUUAAAGUUUAUUUUCCAAAAUGCUCUCCUUA